Acomys russatus (golden spiny mouse) is the source of this 1107-nucleotide messenger RNA. RefSeq names its product inka box actin regulator 1 (gene Inka1). Gene Ontology annotation, molecular function: protein serine/threonine kinase inhibitor activity; protein kinase binding. Gene Ontology annotation, cellular component: nucleus. The record is from RefSeq and is a predicted model, not a curated record. The coding region runs from base 179 to 1030 and encodes 283 amino acids. The transcript is spliced from 2 exons. NCBI's taxonomy places the organism in Eukaryota, Metazoa, Chordata, Mammalia, Rodentia, Muridae.
GGCGCGGCUGCCAGAUGUUGAGGCGGCUGCGGCGGGAGCUACCGAAAGCAAGGAGCCUAGGGAGUAAAGCAAGGGUGAGGACGCCCUGGCGGGCCGACCCGGCCCACUCUGCGCUCCUUCCGCGGGUGAUCGAAAAGGAGCCGGCCGACCUGGAGAGGGCUACAGUACCAGCACCAACAUGCACAGCGCUCGGCUUGACAGCUUCCUGAGCCAGCUCCGCUGGGAACUGUUGUGUGGUCGGGACACAGGCUCACCUCCAAUGCCUGGCUCACUGCAACCAAAACCCAAAACUGAUCCAAGUGUACAGCCCAAGCGCCAAUUCAGGGCCUCAGAUGCUUUGGAAGAGGACUCUGUGUGCUGUGUGGAAGAAGAGGAGGAAGAGGAAGCCUUGGUAGCAGAAGACAGGGGUGCACCCUUGGGAUGUCCUAGGGAGCAUGCCCUAGACUGGGACUCUGGCUUCUCAGAGGUGUCUGGCAGUACAUGGCGAGAGGAAGAGCUGUCUGUACCCCGGCGCCAAGCACCCCCAGAACGGCCACCUCAUAGCCAGCGUUUCUCAGUCAGUGACCUCGCCCUGCGCAGUAGGGCAGCUGUAACCAACAUACCACCUGCCCAUCGACCCCGGCCCAAGUCUACACCAGAUGCCUGCCUGGAACAUUGGCAGGGACUGGAAGCAGAGGACUGGACGGCAGCCCUGCUGAACAGGGGUCGCAGUCGGCAGCCCCUAGUGCUAGGGGAUAACUGUUUCGCUGAUUUAGUUCAUAACUGGAUGGAGCUGCCUGAAGCUGCCAGUGAGGGAAGUGAUAGAGGUGUUUCCCGAGCCCGUGCUCGACCUCCUCAGUUCCUGCUUGGCCUCUCAGAGCAGCUAAGGCGUAGGCUGGCCAGGGCUCGCCGGGCAGCUAUGGCAGGAAAGCGGCUGUCAUGCCCACCUCGUCCAGAACCUGACCUGCCUGCGGACAUCUCACGCUUUGCAGCUCUCAUGAACUGUCGAAGCCGCCAACCCAUCAUCUACAAUGAUAUCAGCUACCUCUGACCCUGCCCUCCAGCUAAGGACAAUAAAGGCUUUUUUUUUCUAAACUGCUGGUUCCACUCCUGAGGCUUCAGGAUGCA